This is a messenger RNA of Vitrella brassicaformis, 2621 nucleotides long. The record is from the annotation of a GenBank genome assembly. NCBI's taxonomy places the organism in Eukaryota, Vitrellaceae.
CUCAUCAGUGGGUCCUCAUUUGACACACAAACACGAGCACCCAGCUGGAUGGACAGACGACACAUUUCUCAUGUCACAGACAGACACCACGACCAUCCAUCCCACAUCCACCCACUCAGACCAAAAAGCCUCUCACACGCGUACACACACACACGCAUUUCACCCCCACGUCAAUCAAUCGAUCACAAUGGCGUCGUCUUUGGCCUUCUUUUUCUUUUUCUUCCUUUUCUUCUUCUUGACCACUCCAUCCACCUGGCGGCCCUCAUCCCCCUCCCCUCCCUCCCCCUCUCCAUCGCUCUUGGCCCUGCCCUUCUCCUCCUCUCUGCUCGUAUGCACAUCCGUGCCCGCAGCAGCCGCUGCUGAUGCGGGCUCAGCUCGGUCCGUUCCCCUGUCCUUGUUUUUCUUCCUCCGUUUCUCCUCCACGUGGGGCUGGCUCUCGUCGUCCUGCCCGUCCCACCCAUUCAAAGCCGCCUCAGCCUCCUCGCCGCUCGGGGCCGCCUCGUCCCUUUUGCGCUUCUUCUUCCUCUUACCCUUGACACCCGCCCCAUCCACCACACCAUUGACCUCUCCACCUGCUGAGGAGGCAGCAGCUGCAGCGGCAGCAGCGCUCGACGCAGCGGCCGCUGCCGCUGCCGCCGGUUCCUCCUGCUGCUCGGGCUCCCUCCUCUUCUUGGCCCUCUUCUUGCUCGGUGGCUGGGCGGCUCCAUCAGAAGCUGCAGCAGCUGCAGCUGCUGCGGGCUCUGACUUGACUUGAUGCAGCAUCUCCUGCUCGUCGGGCGCCUUCCUUUUCUUUUUCUUUGCUCGCGCAGCCAUGUCAUCCGCAGGGGCAGGGGCGGAUGCAGAUGCCGACGCAGAUGAAGCGGCCGCAGCAGCUGCGGCAGCUGCUGGGGGCUGGCCCGCCAUGUCUGUUGUUUGCCGUUUCUUCUUCUUUUUGGGUUGGUGGGUCAUGUUGUCCAUGGGGUGGGGCGGCUGGCUGCGGGGAUUAGAGGGCUGGAACAGAGGGACGAGAGGCCGCAGGACGCCCUCAUCGUCGACUGGACCUGCAGAGGGAAAAAUCAAGAGGAGUGGAUGAGUGUGUAUCCGGGGGGGUGCAGGUGGUGGGUGCGCUGCUUGCUUGCCUGUAUCGUUUUGGUCUUUGAGCGAUCCAUCCAGGUUCAUCAGGCCACCAUCCCUUCCCUCACGCAAACUGACAGAUUGACAAGGGAUGCCAGUGGUGGAUGCGUGGAUGGGAGGAUGGUUGGUGGGCCCUCGUGUUGCCCACCUGACGACGCGGAACUGCACGUAGUCAUCGAUGCCGAUGGACGACUCGGCCGCCGACCUCUCGGCGUCCACCAGGUACCUGUCCAUGUCUGGAUCGUCGUCGACCAGGUCUCUCUCCCUCUUGAUUUCGCCCUUGACGCGUUCACGCUUGAAGUGCUCUUCAUCUUCCUUGGUCAGGUCGAUGUCACGGUCGACGGCAUUCUUCCAUCGCGUGAAGAGCGACUGCCCUUCAUCGGCCACGCACCACCACCGAUUCUGGUCGGCCGGCACACACACAAAAGACAGGAAGGCGGUCGAGUUGGUUGUGCGUGUGUGGGUGUGCGAUGCAUCUAUCCCGAUCAGACCUGUGCAUAUUUGAGGUACUUGGGCAGCCGCUGCCUCGACACGAAGGCGGGGAAGAGGCCGUGCACUGUGAUAGCUAUGUAGUGGCUGCCCACAUAAUGCACCCGACCAACUGAACAACACGGACCGAUUCACAUACGUUCGCCUUUGCCAGCAUCCGUGCUGCCCACGGAGAAGGUCUUCUGGCACAGGCUGCCAGACGAGGCACUUGAGCUGGACGUCCACCAGGGUGUACCCUGUGUUGUCGGCGCAGUUGGCCGUCGUGUAGCCGCACGACUCGAGAGCACGGGCCGAGUGGUGCGCCAUCCACACCCCACGGAACUCUGGCAGAUACCUGAGGGGACGACGCAUUCAUCCACAGCCACCAAUCCAAUCCAAUCAGCCAGCCAGCCAAUGAACCAAUGUGUUGAUGAUGCCUGUCCGCACCUGUGCAGUAGGUUCGAGAGGAAGUACUGAAUGCCGGUCAGCGGCUCGUUCAGAAAACGCGCCUCCAGCUGGACCGUGUUCCUUCAGCCACAGCACAGCACAGCAUCAACGCAAAACCCAUCCACACUGUCCAAUGCAGCUGCAGUGUUGCCUCAUCGGUCGCGUACUUUGCUUCGAUGACCACAAACGAGUCGACGUCCACUCCAUCGGCAUGGAAUUCGCUCGCCAUGUUGUGCAGCUGUGCCACGGGGCUAGAGUCGGUCCUGGCGAGUCUUGCGUCAAGGUGUGGGGCGAGCUCCCGCCUGGAGCGGAGGAUGAAGGGCACCACCUUGCUGCGCUUGAUGGGGCGGCAGGUCACCACUUCCCAAGGCCGCUCGUCAUCCAUUCAAUCAAUGGAUCACGGACACACGCGGAGGGCACCGGGGCUGCCCUUCGAGGCUAGCUGACGACGAAGGUGAGUGAGCAUCUCCCAAGCAUCUCCUGAAAUGCGUCGAUGAGUCGGAUGAAAUCGCAUUGGCGAAUAUCGGCCCUGAUGCUUCAGCAUCUCUAUCAACACGUCCGUGGCAGUUGCUUGAAGCCGGUCUUGUCGAAAC